Lolium perenne is the source of this 1836-nucleotide messenger RNA. RefSeq names its product probable polyol transporter 6. Gene Ontology annotation, biological process: transmembrane transport. The record is from RefSeq and is a predicted model, not a curated record. Gene Ontology annotation, molecular function: transmembrane transporter activity. Lineage: Eukaryota; Viridiplantae; Streptophyta; Magnoliopsida; Poales; Poaceae. Gene Ontology annotation, cellular component: membrane.
AAUCUGCCGCUCGAAUCUUGCUGCCCUCGUUAAUUCUUGUUUCGCUGCCUGUUGAAUCGCUGGACUCAGGGACUGAUCGGCCUUGUCGGUGCUGGCCUUCGAUCAGGAGAGAAGACAGUUUUGCUGAAGAGAAGCAAGCAAGCAAUGGGAGAGGAGGAGCCGAGGAAGAAUGGGAGUGAGAGGACGAACAAGUAUGCAGUGGCCUGCUCCAUCAUUGGCUCCAUCAUCUCCAUCCUCAUGGGAUACGACACCGGCGUGAUGAGCGGCGCCAUGCUGUUCAUCAAGGAGGACCUCAAGACCAACGACACGCAGGUGCAGGUCCUGGCGGGCAUCCUCAACGUCUGCGCGCUCGUCGGCUCCCUCACCGCUGGCCGUGUUUCCGACUGGAUCGGCCGUCGCCGCACCAUCUCGCUGGCCGCCUGCAUCUUCCUCGCCGGCUCGAUCCUCAUGGGCCUGUCGCCCAACUUCGUCACGCUACUUACAGGGCGCUGCGUCGCCGGCGUCGGCGUGGGAUACGCCCUCAUGAUCGCGCCCGUCUACGCCGCCGAGAUCGCGUCGGCCGAGAUCCGCGGCUCGCUCACCUCGCUCCCCGAGAUCUGCAUCAGCUUCGGCAUCCUCAUCGGCUACGUCGCCAACUACUUCCUCGCCAAGCUGCCGCUGGUCUACGGCUGGCGCACCAUGCUGGGGCUCGGCGCGCUCCCCAGUGCCGUGCUCGCCAUCGGCGUCCUGGCCAUGCCGGAGUCACCCCGCUGGCUAGUCAUGCAGGGCCGCCCGGAGGAGGCGCUUCUCGUUCUCCGGAAGGUCUGCAACACGGCCGCUGAGGCAGACGUCCGGCUCGCGGACAUCGAGAACGCCGCUGGGUACGCCGACGGCAACGCCCCGGCGCCCGGCAGCGGCGGCAGAGGCGUGUUCAAGGAGAUGUUCCUGCAUCCAACGCCGACCGUGCGUCGCAUCCUCGUGGCCGCCUUCGGCAUCCACUUCUUCCAGCACCUGUCGGGUAUCGAGGCCGUGGUGCUCUACAGCCCGCGGAUAUUCAAGGCCGCCGGCAUAGCCACCCGCAACGAGAUCCUCGCGGCCACCAUCGGCGUGGGCGUCACCAAGACGGUCUUCAUCAUGACGGCCAUCCUGCUCGUCGACCGCGUCGGCCGACGCCCGCUCUACCUCUCCAGCCUGGCCGGCAUCGUCGCCUCGCUCUCCUGCCUCGGCCUGGGCCUCACCGUCAUCGAGCGCUCGGCGCCGCAUCACGCCGCGCGCUGGGCCGUCGCGCUCGCCAUCACCACGGUCUUCACCUUCGUCGCCUCCUUCUCCAUCGGCGUGGGGCCCAUCACCUGGGCCUACAGCUCUGAGGUUUACCCGCUGCGGCUGCGCGCGCAGGGCGCAAGCGUCGGCGUCGCCAUCAACCGCAUAAUGAACGCCGGCAUUUCCAUGACUUUCGUCACGCUCUACAAGGCCAUCACCAUCGGCGGCGCCUUCUUCCUCUUCGCGGGGCUGGCCGUCGUCGCCGCCGUCUUCUUCUACUUCUGCUGCCCGGAGACGCAAGGCAGGCCCCUCGAGGAGAUCGAGGAGGUGUUCAGCCAAGGUUGGAGCUCGCGACGGCGGCAGCACCCGCCGCCAUCGUCCGUGGAGCUGCCCGAGCCCGACAGCAAAGUUCGGCCGUGAUUGGCGCCGGCCGUAUGAUCGGCCUAUCUUCAGACCAGUAUUUCGUGCGUAUGUACAUAGCACUAGUAGCUUGGAUGGUCCUGUGCGCCACCUUCGUAUGAUCAUGCACUCUUUUUUAUCAAGUGAUUUCAAAAGCAAAACAUUCAGUUCAAUAGAUCAACUAUACGCCCCUAUCCA